CUAGGCGGCUUGAGCGGUUAAUCGUAAGCAAGGACCAAGGGUGCGUUGAAGAAGAGAGAGAAAGAGUGGAAGAUUUGUGAAGAAGAAGAAAAAUGGCAGAAGUUCCCAAAGUUGGCGAGUCCUCGACUUCAUCGUACUUUUCUGGUUUCAAAGACAUUUUGUGCGACAGAUUUGCGUUUCUCGACAACUACAACAGAUUCGUCAAGCGCGAUAAGCCUUUGCCCUCUUGGUCUGAAUCCGAUGUUCAGGCCUUCAUCACCAGUGAUCCUGUUCAUGGCCCUGUUCUGAAAACUGCUAGGGAAGCAGUAAACUAUGGCCUUGUUGGAAGUGCUGUUGGAGCAGUCACAACCGCAGGCGUUUGUUGGAAGUACUCAAAGAGUCCUCAUGGUGCUGUACUUGCUCUUGGUGCUGGAGCUGUUUUUGGAUGGACAUUUGGAGCUGAAAUUGGUAACCAUUCACUGCAACUUUACAAAUUGGACACCAUGGCUGCACAGACUAAGUUUAUGGAAUGGUGGGAAAAGAAAACCGAGGGAAGGUCUUAGAAUAUAACUUAAAUUGGGGUAUGCAAUUUUUAAAACCUUUUCCUGUCUACAAUAAAAUGGUUGCAAAAUUUAGUCGAUAUUUUUUCCAACUUUAGAUCACAAUGUCUCCCCUGUUGAUUUCCGCACAUCAUGAGCAAUUGAUUUUGUGCAAUGUGUCAGGUUUUGGAAAUUAAUGAGUAUGAUUUGUUCCACACA
This is a messenger RNA of Spinacia oleracea (spinach), 737 nucleotides long. Its product is annotated as succinate dehydrogenase subunit 6, mitochondrial. Lineage: Eukaryota; Viridiplantae; Streptophyta; Magnoliopsida; Caryophyllales; Amaranthaceae. The record is from RefSeq and is a predicted model, not a curated record. Gene Ontology annotation, cellular component: respiratory chain complex II (succinate dehydrogenase). Bases 93 to 542 code for a protein of 149 amino acids. The transcript has 3 exons.